Babesia sp. Xinjiang is the source of this 1662-nucleotide messenger RNA. Its product is annotated as Negative regulator of the PHO system. Gene Ontology annotation, molecular function: ATP binding; cyclin-dependent protein serine/threonine kinase activity. Gene Ontology annotation, cellular component: cytoplasm; nucleus. The transcript is spliced from 6 exons. The record is from RefSeq and is a predicted model, not a curated record. Gene Ontology annotation, biological process: protein phosphorylation. Bases 1 to 1662 code for a protein of 553 amino acids. NCBI's taxonomy places the organism in Eukaryota, Apicomplexa, Aconoidasida, Piroplasmida, Babesiidae.
AUGGUUGUUAAUCGCAACACGUUCCGAUAUUCGGAUUUCAAAUGCAACCUCUCCGGUGCCUGCAUACGAUUCCCAGGAAUAAACGCAUAUGUGCGUAUCGGAGAAAAGUUAGGCUGUGGAGCCUACGGAGAUGUCUUUAGGGGCUACAGGGUAGACGAUGGAGCCGAUGUGACCACGACAUUAUGUGACGCUAAGGCACAGGGCAAACGACGAAAUGUUGAAGGAAGUGCGCGGAGCACAGCGUCCUCCGAAACAUCAUGUACCGGAGUAGAUGAUACAAGUGGCGUUACAGCAAGCUCUAUUGGACUUUGCUGUGGUCAAACAGAUCGUUCAAAAACCGGAGAGGCCUCUCAGGACGUGCAUGUAUCGACAGUUCCUGACUAUGCCGUCAAAUAUUUCAAAGAUGAUAUUAUACAUAUAAUGGAAGAAGGAUUCACCUCAGGCACUCUACGUGAACUCAGCAUCAUGAAGAGUUGCAACGACCAUCCCAAUAUCGUGAAACUGGUGGACGUAUACGUGGGAUCGCAUCCUGAUAUUGUAGAUGCACUAAAUAGCCAGUUGGGUGAUGCGCUGAAAUCAAGCGGUACUGAUGUUGCUGGACGUAAGGACCUACAGUUCUACCCUUUCAAAAAAUCACAAAUAUUCAUGUUCGCUCUAUAUGAAUAUUGUAAAGGGGGUGACCUAGGUCGUGCUAUAUGGCGUACAUACAGUAAAUCCAAAUCUGGUUAUACGCUUGAUGAAGUCAAGUGGUAUGCCUUUCAGUUGCUCAAUGGAUUGGCAUAUCUCCACACAUCAAAGAUUGAACAUCGGGACCUAAAACCCAACAACAUCAUGUUGGCUGACAAUGAACGACGAACGGUGCUUAAGAUUGGAGACUGGGGGAUGGGCCGCGAGUUCCGAAAUCUGGAUGGCACAAUCACCCCAACGGCAUGUACGUUGUUCUACAGACCUAUCGAAGUCAUACUGGGUCCCAUGCUCAUACCACCUGCCGAUGCCGAUACACCCAUAGGAUCGACGACGGCACACAAACAUAAUUAUGGAAUCAAUGCCGAUAAUUGGAGCGCUGCUUGUAUCAUCGCCGAAAUGGCGACUGGACAGCCGCUGUUUCAUGGCAACUCUGAUUUCCAAGUGUUAACUCGUAUAGUAACUACACUCGGUAGACCAACCGAGGAAGAAUGGAGAAACUGCUCACAUUCUGAACAUUAUCCGUUCAACGGGAGUCUGUACAAUGUGCAGGUCGCCGAUAAAAAAGAACGUCUACGUGCUGUGCUGCGGGGACGAAUGGAUGAUCUAGGACUAGAUCUUCUGCUAUCACUAUUGCAAUACAACCCUCAUAAGAGGCUAAGUGCUCUAGAAGCGCUCUCACACCCUUGGUUCCACGAUGUGGACUUCCGGCGCCUGGACGCUCUAGGGGUGCGCAACUGCCUUACGAACGCGCUAAUGGGCCGAUUCGGUGCUGGAGCUGUUCGCAACCUGGAAGCUCUGUCAAACGGUAUCACAUCUACAUCGCUCCUUUCGCACCUGCUUUUCGUCGGCGCCGACGCGAAAAACCAGGUGAUGGACGCAAUAGACCGUGACUAUGCACACGUGAGCUCGUCGCUGAGACAGUGUUCUUUACCAGUGGUGAUCCAGUAUAAUGGAUCUACACAUGGGACGAACUAG